This is a messenger RNA of Centropristis striata (black sea bass), 485 nucleotides long. RefSeq names its product NADH:ubiquinone oxidoreductase subunit S6 (gene ndufs6). The transcript is spliced from 4 exons. Gene Ontology annotation, biological process: mitochondrial electron transport, NADH to ubiquinone. Lineage: Eukaryota; Metazoa; Chordata; Actinopteri; Perciformes; Serranidae. Bases 28 to 417 code for a protein of 129 amino acids. The record is from RefSeq and is a predicted model, not a curated record.
CAUCUUGGGAAACAGGCUGUUGUAAACAUGGCGGCCGCAGUAGGCAGAGUUCUGUCCUUCAGUAGAAAUGCGAAGGUGCUUGUUUCGCCUUUGAAGCUGUCUGCUGUACCUGUUCACCGGUACAGUCUAGAGGUUUCUUCUACCGGCGAGGCUAUUACUCACACCGGACAGGUGUAUGAUGAAAAGGACCCCAGGAGAGCCAGAUUCGUUGGCAGACAGAAAGAGGUGAAUAAGAACUUUGCCAUCAAUCUGGUGGCAGAGGAGCCAGUGACCGACAUUGGAGCCAGGGUGGUGUCCUGUGAUGGAGGCGGAGGAGCACUGGGUCAUCCCAAAGUCUACAUCAACCUGGAUAAAGACACAAAAGUGGGCACAUGUGGAUACUGUGGACUACAGUUCAAGCAGAAGCAUCAUCACUGAACAUUUCCUCUGUCUUUGCUUCUCUGUAUAAAUUGCCAUAUUGGUUAAUAAAUUAUAUGUUGUCUGUC